AUGAGCACCAUACGAGUCGACCACCAGUCGGCUGGCGAAAAGUCGGCCAAGCUCGCGGUGCUCAUCGACGCGGACAAUGCGCAGCCCAGCAUGGCGGGCGCCCUGCUCGCCGAGAUUGCCAAGUACGGCACGCCGUUUGUGAAGCGCGCAUACGGCGACUGGACCGGCACGUCGCUCAAGGGCUGGAAGGAGCGGCUCCUCGAGAACUCGAUCCAGCCCGUGCAGCAGUUCUCGUACACGCAGGGCAAGAACUCGACCGACGCGGCCAUGGUCAUUGACGCCAUGGACCUGCUGUACACGCAGCGCUUCGACGGCUUCUGCCUCGUGUCCAGCGACAGCGACUUUACCCGGCUCGCGUCGCGCAUUCGCGAGGCCGGCCUCGUCGUCUACGGCUUCGGCGAGCGCAAGACGCCCAGGCCGCUCGUCACCGCCUGCGACAAGUUCAUCUACAUUGACAACCUAGCCGUCGACGUCGACUUUGCCACCCAGCCCAGCACGCCCACCCGCAAAGAGCCCCCCGCCGCGAAGCAGUCCAUCCCCGAUGCCGUCUUCAUCCGCAAGGCCAUCCAGGCCGUGUCCGACGAUGACGGCUGGGCCAACGUCGCCCGCCUCGGGUCGCUCAUCACCCAGUGGCAGCCCGACUUUGACCCCCGCAGCUUUGGCUUUGAGAAACUCGGCCUUUUGCUCAACGUAUAUCCCUUUGUGGAAACCACGCAGCGUUUUCCACGCGAAGGCAAACCACCAGUUCUCUAUGUGAGACUCAAGUGGAGGGUCAAUAAGUAA
Molecule: messenger RNA, 783 nt
Organism: Cordyceps militaris CM01
Lineage: Eukaryota; Fungi; Ascomycota; Sordariomycetes; Hypocreales; Cordycipitaceae
Exons: 1
Coding region: 1-783 (260 amino acids)
Molecular function (GO): RNA nuclease activity
Source: RefSeq, a predicted model, not a curated record